ACCAUUAUGCUGGUCACAUGACGCGUCAUAUUAAUAACAAGGAAGUUGAGGCUUGUUCGGCGAUAGUUUUUAUGAAAAUGAGUUUUUUAUCCGUACUAUGUUUCUUUCUUUGCUGUGCAUAUGCUUCGACAGGCGAAGACAAGCCGGUUCAGGCAUUUGUAAUCCCACACAGUCACAUGGAUGUCGGGUGGGUCUACACCAUCCAGGUGCAUGUCUUUGGAAGUGGGAGGAAGCCGCAGUACCUGUAGGGAACCCACGCAUUUACGGGGAGAACAUGCAAACUCCACACAGAAAGAUCCCGAGCCCGGGAUUGAAGCCAGGACUACUCAGGACCUUUGUAUUGAGAGCAUGUACGCCUAUGCAGCCAAUGUGUACACCAGUGUGACAGAGGAGCUGUCGAAGGGGAAACAUCGAAAGUUUAUCGUUGUGGAGCAGGAAUUUUUUCGACUGUGGUGGAAUAACGUGGCCUCUGACUCCCACAAGAAACAAGUCCGGCAGCUUGUAAAAGAAGGCCGACUAGAGUUCAUCUUGGGGGGCCAAGUGAUGCAUGAUGAGGCUGUCACCGAUUUAGAUGAUCAGAUCCUUCAAUUGUCAGAGGGCCAUGGCUUUCUCUACGAGACGUUUGGCGUUCGUCCACGGUUCUCUUGGCAUGUCGAUCCAUUUGGAGCCUCUGCCACUACGCCGGUGCUCUUCGCCCUGGCGGGGUUCAACGCUCACCUCAUAUCCCGCAUCGACUACGACCAGAAAGACGACAUGCAGCGAAACAAGAAAUUACAGUUUGUGUGGAGAGGUUCCGCCUCCUUGAAAGAGCAGAUCUUCACUCACACUAUGGACCAGUUCAGCUACUGCACCCCGGCUCACCUGCCCUUCUCUAACAGCUCUGGCUUUUACUGGAACGGAGUAGCAUUGUUCCCAGACCCUCCUAAAAGUGGUGUGUACCCCAACAUGAGUUUGCCUGUUACCAAGGCAACAGUUGAUGCUUAUGCCAGGACCAUGGUGGAGAACAUUAAGCAGCGGGCCACUUGGUUUAGAACCAGACAGGUUCUGUGGCCAUGGGGCUGUGACAAACAGUUCUACAACUCCUCAGUGCAGUUCAGCAACAUGGACCCUCUAAUGAACUACAUCAACAAGAAGAGUAAAGAGUUUGGAGUAACAGUCCAGUAUGCGACACUUGGCGAAUAUUUCCAAGCCAUCCACCAAUCCGACCUCAUCUGGAAGGUCCGUGGCAGCCAAGAUUUCCUGCCUUAUUCUUCAGCAUCCCAGCAGGCGUGGACAGGGUUUUAUGCUUCAAGGAACGUCCUAAAAGGUGUGGCAAGACGAGCCAGCUCCCAGCUUCAUGCAGCAGAGACUCUCUUCACACGCUAUUGCCUCGACUACCCAGACGGACCCGUGGCUAAAGACUGGGCGCUCACCAAACUCAGGGCUCUUCGCUGGGCCGUCUCUGAGGUGCAGCACCACGAUGGGAUCACCGGCACGGAGUCUCCUCGAGUGUCAGAGAUGUACAUGCAGCAUCUCACAGAGGCCAUGAUGGGCGUGGACGAGCUUCUGGCUGCAAUCCUCCUGCUGCCGCACAACCUCGACUCAAAGGGCAGCAACGUCCAUGGAAAAGGUGCUCACCAGACAUUGGAGCAGCAUGUUAUUGUUUAUAACCCAUUAGCGUGGAAUGUCACCACCGUGGUCAAUGUCACCGUAACCUUCCCGUUUGCGAGAGUCUACGAUGAUGCCGGACAAGCAGUGCCUGCGCAGAUCCAGAAGUCCGCCUUGUCGAACAUGACCUACGACCUCUUCAUCGUGGUGGACCUGGGUGGUCUUCAGCACAGGAAAUACUCCAUCAAGUUCUCAGAAAAGCCAUGCCUCAGGAGUUCCAAGUGUGGGGAAACUUUCGAUGCCAAGACGGUUUUGUUCAAGAGACGAAGCGUUCGGGAUUGGAAGAAUACGGGCAGGAGGCUCCUUCCAGUUCUGAGUGAACGUUACAAGCUCAUGUUAGACCAGGAAACUAAUUUACUGCACAGUAUCACAUGCUUGCAGGACAAAAGAAAUGUGGAAAUGACGCAGGAUUUUUGGGAGUACCAGUCCAACGGCGACGUCCGAGCGGGGCCCAUCUCAGACAACUACAUCUUCAGCGCCAACGGUUCAGCAGUGCGAGCGUACGAGGCCGUGCGAAUGGAGAUCGUCCCCGGCGACGUCCUGUCUGAGAUCAGGCAAUACUUCUACAGAAAUGAAAGCGACAACGACUACGCCUUCUCUGUAGUCACCCGGGUGCUGCGAUGCUUUGGGACCAACGUCGGCUGUCAGAGGCUGGAGCAGACUUACUCACUGGGCCCCCUCCCCGUCAACACUGAGGUGGUUUUCAGGACCAGCUCGUCGCUAAGGAGCGAGCGGACGCUCUACACAGACAACAAUGGCUACCAGAUGAUGAAGAGGACGCACAGCGAGUUCACUAACAACACUUUGGCUAGAAACUAUUUCCCCAUGGUGCGUGCGGCCUACAUGGAGGACGAGCUGAGUCGGUUGGUGCUGGUCAGCGAGCGAGCACACGGCGUGUCCAGCCAAGCCAGCGGACAACUGGAGGUCAUGCUUCAUAGACGUCUGUGGAACAACCUGCCCUGGAACCUUGGCUACAACCUGACUCUCAACGACAGCUCAGUGGUCCGACCUACGCUGUGGAUGAUGCUGGGUGCCAAGGGUGCGACCUCCCAGCUCUACCAGCGGGCGGCGAUAGAGCUGCAGCACACGCCUGUUGUCUUGCCCAUCGACAGGCCGCAGGAGGUGGACGGGAAAGGCUGGGGCGAGACAAAGCCAAGAAGAAGUCCUCCUCCACGUGUGCUGAUGCUUCCCCCCAACCUCCACCUGCUCAGCCUCAGCAUCCCCGGCUGGAACUACAGCUCCCGCCAUGAUGUCCACCUUGCCCUGAUUCGCUCAGGCCACCAUCGUCAACCCGAACCAGACUAUGAUCGCGUCCUGUUGAGGAUCAUGCACAUCUUUGAGGAGGGCGAAGACCAUGACCUCUCAAAGCCGGUCACCAUAAACUUGAAGGAUGUGCUGCAGGCUGUGGGAGAAGUGUCUGCCGUGCAGGAGCGUUCUCUGACAGGAACUUGGGACGUGGCCAGCAUGCAGAGAUGGAUAUGGAAAACUGCAGAAGAAAUGCCCAUAAAAAACGUGAGCUCUAUCGGCGUCAUAGAGGAACCUUUUUUAGUGACCAUCUUGCCCAAACAGAUCAGAACUUUCUUUGUGUACUUCAAGUCCAGCUGUUGUCGUCUGUGAUGACGUCUCCAUUUAUUCUGGAAUCAAGUCACAUUUUCGGCUCAUUUUUGCACAUCUAGAUCCUUUUUAAUUUAAUGAUUUAGCAUUCACUUUCUUACGGAAUAAAGUUAUCUAAAAAAAAAUCCUAA
Messenger RNA from Nerophis ophidion (straightnose pipefish), 3392 nucleotides. RefSeq names its product mannosidase, alpha, class 2B, member 2 (gene man2b2). Gene Ontology annotation, cellular component: lysosome. Gene Ontology annotation, biological process: mannose metabolic process. The transcript is spliced from 20 exons. Gene Ontology annotation, molecular function: carbohydrate binding; alpha-mannosidase activity. Lineage: Eukaryota; Metazoa; Chordata; Actinopteri; Syngnathiformes; Syngnathidae. The record is from RefSeq and is a predicted model, not a curated record. The coding region runs from base 181 to 3264 and encodes 1027 amino acids.